AGCGUGCGUGAGUGAGUGCCUCAGAGAAGCCUCGGAGAUCUUUCUCACAGUCACGUCUGUCUGCUUGUCACGCCUCGCGCACCCUCGCGCGCGCAUUCAUAUGUGUGGGGAUCGAACCUGUCACUUGUCGUUCAGAGGUGAGCGCAACCGUUGCGCUCCCCUUAACACUUCUCACACCCGUCAACAUUUUUCAAACCAGUUUGAAUGAACUCAUUCAAGUGUGAGAAACACUUUCAUGCGGGACUAUGAAGACCACCCGAAAAUGUCGCGCUUUGCUCUCUGUGGCUUUGAAUCUGCUGGCUCUUUUAUUCUCAACGACGGCGUUCAUCACGACCUAUUGGUGCGAGGGGACACAGAGGGUCCCCAAACCCAACUGCAGCAAUGAGAGGCGGCAUAACUGUAUUGACUACGGGGUGAACGAGACGGACCCGAGUAAAGUUCACUAUAGCUGGGAAACAGGUGACGAUCGCUUUCUCUUCAGACAUUUCCACACGGGCAUCUGGUACUCGUGCGAGGAAAAUAUCCACGGGGGAGGUGAGAAAUGCAGGAGUUUUAUCGAUCUGGCCCCUGCGUCUGAGAGAGGUGUCCUUUGGCUGUCAGUUGUGUCAGAGGUGCUAUACAUCAUGUUGCUGGUCGUUGGCUUCAGUCUGAUGUGCUUGGAGCUUUUUCACUCCAGUAAUGUAAUCGAUGGACUCAAACUGAACGCCUUCGCCGCAGUCUUCACUGUGCUGUCAGGUCUACUGGGGAUGGUAGCUCAUAUGAUGUACACACAGGUCUUCCAGAUCACAGUCAGUUUGGGCCCAGAGGAUUGGAGGCCCCACACAUGGGACUACGGCUGGUCCUUCUGUAUGGCGUGGGGCUCCUUCACCUGCUGCAUGGCUGCUUCAGUCACCACCCUCAACUCUUACACAAAGACGGUGAUUGAGUUCAGACACAAACGAAAACUCUUCGAGCAGGGCCUUCGGGAGGAGCAGACCUUCCUGGACCCCGAGGCUUUCCAUUAUUUCCGUGACAGGUCAGUCCAGUCCAUCUCCAGCUCCAUAGACGUUUAUCCGAGCCACACGAGCGGUCACGGAUGCAGUCGUGGAAAAAUGCGGUCCCCGCCUGCACCGGUGGAUCAGGGGGACAACACAGACUCUCUGGGAGAAGAACAAUGCUGAGAGAUAUGUGCGGUGUUGCACAGGUGGCCUUGCUUUGACCGAAGCGCUUCCUUCUGGAAACACUAAGAGUAUUGCAUUUCUUUUCUAAUAUGCAGCUCAGUUUAUGAGGGUGGACGUGAAUAACUGCAUGAUCAUCGUGUGAGGCGUGAGAUUACCUUAGCGGGACAUUUUUGAUUGUAAAUAUAACAGGAAUAACUGAGGUAGGAGCGGGUAAGUGGAUAACAAAAGUAGUUACUUUACUGAGCAGUCACAUAGUGCACUAUAAGGUGCUAGAAGAGAAUCGAUAAGCAGGUCCGUGGAUUUUUAGUGAAGACUCUGUUUAUAAUAAUCCAUUGGUCCUGAAGGUUAGACACGCUCCUGAGUAUUUACCGGUCUUAUACAGUCUGUGAAAUGCCCUCCUUCCUUGGUAAGAUCUGCUUGAAAAUGCCUUCAUGUUUAAAACAGCAGAGUAGAGUACCGUUUAAAUCCUGCCUUCACUACUGCUGCAGCUGAACACACAAGCACAGCCCAUUUCAGCUGACACAUCUAGGUAUAAAAGUUUAUUGCCACUUGGUUUUUGCCUGUUUUGCCUGUCUUUGUGAUGCAUUAUUGGGUUGAUUAGCAGCAGUCGAUGAUGAGAUCGUAACCCCACCUCUCUAUUUUGUAAUAUUUUGAACCUCUUGUUAAAGGAAUGGUUCACCCAAAAUAAUUGUACUCGCCCUCAUGCUGUUUCAAACCCAUAUGCAAAGGUAAAUUUCACACUAUAGUGUGCAUCCCUGCCAAGUUUCUACAAAUGACAAGAAAACAAGUCCCUCUUCCACAUAAACCAAUGUCAUAGUUUAGAUGGAAAUUGAGAUCCUUAAAAAACUUCCCCUUCCAUUGAGCCAUGAUCUGAUCUAAUUUGUAAAUGAAUCAUUUGUUGAGCCAAUUCUUAUUUUCAGGUGAACUAUUCCUCUAAUAUAAAAACAAUGAAUGGAAUCCUGUUUAUUGAAUGUAUUAAAUGAUAUAUUUAUCUAUGUACACACUAUAAUCCUCUAAGUCUAUAUCAUUUGAUAAA
Molecule: messenger RNA, 2196 nt
Organism: Paramisgurnus dabryanus
Lineage: Eukaryota; Metazoa; Chordata; Actinopteri; Cypriniformes; Cobitidae
Gene: gsg1l
Product: gsg1-like
Cellular component (GO): plasma membrane
Source: RefSeq, a predicted model, not a curated record